UCUGUCAGAGUGUGGCACCUGUUUUUGUUCAUGUUGUGUUGUUCUUAUUCCUAUUAAGUGCAAGCAAAAUUUAAUUUACAAAUAAAAAAUAAAAAAAUGAAAAACAUGAACCAAGUACACUGUACUACGAUGUUUCUUGCUCCUCAGUAGAACUUUCAACUUUGGUGUGUUUGUAAGUUCUUCUUUCAUCUGCUUUUUCUCACUCUUAUAAUUUUCAUUAUUUUUUGGGUUCACUGUAUUUUUAUUUUAUUUUUAAUUUAUAAUUAACUGCAUGAAAUUAAAUUUUGUGAAUUUGUUGGGUGCUGUAGAAAAUGCUUAAACUGUGAUUGUAAAAUCAAAACUAAUUAUUCUUUAGUUGAAAUGGAAUCAUUAUCUUGUUAGGUUUAUCUGCAAGGAAUCUAUCUUUUUUGUUUUUGUUUUUGUUUAAAGUAAAAAUAAGUAUCGGGGUUUGUGUCUGGAAUGUUUCUAGCUUCAAUUUAUGAGUAAAGUUUGUUUCUUUUUUAUUUUUCUGUGUUAUAUUUGGUUUUUUUUCAUAAACUCUUGCUGUUUCAAAUGGAGCAUUUUCUUGCUUGUGCUUUGAGGUGACUAAUGGUUUGUUUGGGUUCUUAUGGAAAAUUGGAAUCAAUUGCUUAUGUUUAAUGGCCCAGGGUAGCUGACGCUGAUGCACAUUGUGACUUAUUUAUGUUUGGCCCAGCAUUCACUUUUUAAUCAUUCAAUAUUGUUUGAAGCGUAGCGUCAAAUAGUGAAGGAUUUUUAUUUCCUUCAAGAUAAGUAUAAAUGACGGGCAACAAGGUAGUAAUAACCUACAAAAGAAAGCGGCAUUCUCAAAGUAGAAGUUUCAUCAGUGGAAAUCGUUGCCAAAACUCAGUUGGUGAAGAUGCCCGUAAUUGUUCUUUAUCAAAACUAGUUAAACACGACAACCAAACUGCUGAGAAGACAUCAGAAAAACAUGAAGAAAAAUCAACGGAUACUAGUGAUGGGAAAAAGCCUUGCUCUGGAAGCAUCAAACAGACAGAUCAUUCAUCACCGCUUCCCGUUCAAAAGCCAGGUGGGCUCGAAGGAGAGGAGCUUGGAAAUUGUGAUGAAACUGAGUUGAUAAUUACUACGAAGGAAUCAUUAACAAGUCAUCCAUGUGAGGAUAAUUCGAAGAAGGAUGAUGAUGAAUUAGCCCCAAUAAAAGAGGCUUCACAGAAUGGUUUUGAAUUACCCUCAAUAAAAGAGGCUUCACAGAAUGGUUGCGACACACAGAAAAAUUCUUGUGUAGGUGAGAACUCUGGUACUGAAUGUGACAAUGGUUCUAAUAAAAACAAUACUUCCCCCUCAGUUGAAAUGAAUGCUGCUGAGAAUGAUAUCAAUUUAAUCAAUUCAGAAACAUCAAUUACCAGAGAAUCCAGUGCAGCAUUUGGCGAUGAACCUCUUGUUUUGAAUAAGUCAACGGAUAGAUUUACUAAGUCACCCUCCAAUGAUAAUUUUGAAAACCAAUCUGAACAUAAGGUAACACAGACCUCCUUGACCAGUCCGUUAACAACCUAUCAAUGUUAUAAAAGAAGAAAGUGUAUGGAUGGGACCGAUAAGAAAAGUAAUUUGUUGCACGAGAAGGAAAACAUUCCAGUGCUAACCAAGUGGAGCAUGUUUGCAAAUGCUAAUGCUGAUCCCGCUUCUAGUGAUGACGAAUCAUCUUGUGACGAGUGUCCUGCACAUAAUGUACCAGAUCUUAAUCAAUCAGUGGAGCUUUCGGAAAGAGAGAAGCCACUGGAUAAAACUCAAGAUGAUGCAUCUUGUAGAAGCAGUUCUAGGGUUCUUCUAUCCGACCUUAAUCAAUCAGCAGAGCUUUCUGAAAGAGGAGAGCUUGAUCAGACUCGAGAAAAAGUGAGAAAUGCUGACACUACAUGUACUAGUGGAGUUGUUUCUGAAACCUGCAAGACACAUGUGGGAGAGCAACUGCAUUAUGGGGAAGACAUAAUGAAAACUGACACUCAAAUGGAUGGAACAGAAGUUCCAAGCCAGAGUUCUCUGAUACAAAAGGAAGCCGAACAUCUCGAUAAAGAUUGCCAAGGAAUCUCUAUCAAUGUUGAUUCUAGAAAUCUCUGUCCUGCUUCCACAACUGCUGACCAAGAAGUAGAAGAGUUUCAACCCUUUGCGAAAGAAGCCACUGAAAAUGAUCUUUCCAAUGACAUCAAGAAAAGUGGAGAACACGAACCUCAGUUUGACGACCAGUCUGCUAAAUCUGCAGAAGAGCAAACUAUUGAAGUGAACCUUGGUGCUGACAAGCAUUCCCUUCACUUGGGGAUGAAAACUCUUGUAGCCAAAUCUGACUCUACAAGCAGUAGAUCUGCCACUGCUGAGAAUCAAGUUACUCCACUGGAAUUUCUAAACUCCGGCAAUACAAAGGUGAUUUCAGAAGGAAAGACGAUCGAAGAUGUCUGCUCAAGCAUUACUCAAUCUCAGUCAGGCGGUUGUAUGAUGUUAGAUGAAAGAAUGAAUGUUCAACAAACUAAAACUAAUCAACCAAAACACGUGCCAACCAUUUCUCUUUCUUUGGGUUUGUCUCUACCUGUGGAGCAUGAGACUGGAGGUUGUGAUUCCAGUAAUUGUUUGUCUACAUUGCCUUUGUUUAAUUUAAUGGCUGGAACUAAAGAUAUUGUCCAAGAUGGAUUAUGUCAGUCUUCGAGGAAACGAAAACCAUCGCGUCUCCGGCACAAAGCAGUGCUUGACAACAUUGUAAGCAAAGCAAGAGCUUUAAAUGAGAGAGGCAAGUUUCAAGAAAAUUUCAUGCCAUACCCUAUAAUGUGGUCUGAAGAGGAAUUGGAUUUUCUCUGGAUUGGUGUGAGGAGACAUGGUAGGGGCAACUGGGAUGCUAUGCUUAGGGAUCCAAGAUUGCGGUUUUCACCAUUAAGGGCACCAUGGGACCUUGCUGAGAGGUGGGAGGAGGAACAAUUAAAACUUCUGAAAGAUAUUAGUGCUCCACAAUUCAUGCAUCCAAAUGCAGAAAGAGCCGUGGCGUUGCAAGGAAAAUUUUGCUUCUUAGAUCCCAAAUCAGGUCUUUGGAGACAAAAUACAAUAGAGGAGACUAAUCUAUCCCCUGAAGAUGUAUUUUCUUAUAGGGAGAAUAACCCCUUGAGGAAAUCUCUUGCUAGGUCAUUUCUUCUGAGUAACACCGCUGCAUGCAGUCCCGCGCCAACUAUUCUUUCCGGGAGAACUUCUUACAACAACAUUGAUAAGUAUGAAUUAGGAUUUUUCAAUUCUACAGGAAGCUUGAGUAUUUCCAAGGAAAACUCUUAUUCAAAUGAUUAUCCAUUUAACUGUUCCACUGCAAAGAAUAAUUUGCCGCACUGGCUCAGAGAAGCAAUCAAUACUCCUCCAAUGUCUGUAGAGCCAAAUCUCUCUGCAGAUCAUAGCUUUGAUGCUGCUGGUAAGUCAUCCUUUCUGCCUCAAAAUCAGUUAAGUGGUUUGAAGACAAAUGAUAUACAUAUGUCAAAUGCUUCUCACUAUUCAACCUAUUCAAGAAGAAAAUAUGGGAUGCUGAAAAUGAAUAGGUCUCUGCAACAUCAUGUCAGCAAACAAGACGACUUGAUUGUUAUUGAUAGCGACACAUCUUCCGAGGAGACUAUAUCGGACGAUCACCGUGCUAGCUUGAAGAUUUGAAGAAUGUAUUUUCUGUUAGAUGAUCAUUAUUCAAAACAUGUAAUGAGAUGUAGAAAUUGUUGUAGGUGAAUUUGCAUGGUUUCGUAGGUUUACUUAUUUGCAAACGUAGGAGCUGUUGUGACUUUAUGCCAAAUUAAUGUUGAUUUUAUAUUUAACUGAAUCUUUUCGGGA
Trifolium pratense (red clover) is the source of this 3816-nucleotide messenger RNA. RefSeq lists its product as uncharacterized. The transcript has 7 exons. NCBI's taxonomy places the organism in Eukaryota, Viridiplantae, Streptophyta, Magnoliopsida, Fabales, Fabaceae. The record is from RefSeq and is a predicted model, not a curated record. The coding region runs from base 778 to 3645 and encodes 955 amino acids.